AUGCCUCAUAAAGAGAUCACCAGGGACGAAGUUGCGAAGAAUAACACAGAGGAUUCUUUGUGGUUCGUUAUUGACUCCAAAGUCUACGAUGUAACAGAUUUUGUUGAUGCGCAUCCUGGCGGAGAAUCUGUCUUACGGCAGGUUGCUGGCACUGAUGCCACCGAAGCUUUCUACAAUCUGCAUCGGCAAGAAGUCCUCCAGAAAUACGACAACCUACGGAUUGGUACCAUCGCGGGCGAAACUUCUAAGGUCAUUCCACACAAGGCCGGGGAUUUAAGUGUUGUGCCGUACGGCGAGCCAACAUGGUUGACUCCGCAAUUCAAAAGUCCAUACUACAACGAGAGCCAUAGACGGCUCCAGAAAGCUAUGCGAGUGUUUGUGGACGAGGAAGUUUAUCCCGUAGCGCAGGAAUGUGAACGGGAAGGAAAUACAAUACCGCAGGAGUUGAUUGACAAAAUGUCCAAGAAGGGUAUUUUGCACAUGAGAUUAGGUCCGGGAAAACACAUGCAUGGAGUUGAUUUGAUGGACGGUGCGGUCAAGGGAGAGGACUUCGAUUACUUUCACGACUUGAUUGUCGGCCAGGAAAUGACUAGGGCUAAUGCUCGAGGAUUUCAAGAUGGCAACAUGGCUGGAAUGACAAUCUCACUCACAGCUGUUCUCCAAUUCGCCAAUGACGAAGAAUGGAAAAACAAAAUCGCCAAGGAAGUUUUCUCUGGUGAGAAGAAGAUCUGUCUUGCUAUCACGGAAGCUUUUGCUGGAUCGGAUGUUGCAGGAAUCCGCACCACAGCUGAAAAGACAGCUGAUGGAAAACAUUACAUUGUUAAUGGUACAAAGAAGUGGAUUACUAACGGGGUGUUUUGUGACUAUUUUGUCACUGGCGUAAAGACUGAGAAGGGUCUUUCUGUACUUCUUAUCAAGCGACAAGAAGGUCUCGAGACAAGCGCUAUUAAGACAUCUUACUCUCCUGCAGCUGGUACCGCUUACGUCACGUUCGACAAUGUUAAAGUGCCCGUCGAGAAUCUUCUUGGAAAAGAGAAUAAAGGCUUGCAAGUGAUCUUGAGCAAUUUCAAUCAUGAGAGAUGGAUGAUGGCAGGUGCUGUUAUACGUAUGUCUCGAUUAGUGACGGAGGAAUGCAUGAAAUGGAGCAAUCAACGUAUUGUUUUUGGCAAGAAGUUGAUUGAGCAACCUGUCAUCCGCCAAAAACUUGCAAAAAUGAUAGCUCACUGCGAAGCAAACCAAGCAUGGAUCGAAAAUAUCACUUACCAAAUGACUUUGAUGCCAUACGCUCAACAGGCAACGCACUUAGCCGGGCCCAUCGGUCUUCUGAAGAUGUUCAGUACAAGAUCAGCGCAUGAAAUUGCGGAUGAAGCGGUGCAGGUAUUUGGUGGUAGAGCUCUUACGCGGACAGGAAUGGGAGCAACGAUUGAGAUGUUCCACCGCACAUACAAGUUCGAUGCGAUUCUUGGUGGAGCUGAGGAAAUCCUUGGAGAUCUUGGUGUAAGACAAGCGAUGAAGAAUAUGCCGAAAAGCAUGUUGUAA
This is a messenger RNA of Glarea lozoyensis ATCC 20868, 1539 nucleotides long. RefSeq names its product Acyl-CoA dehydrogenase NM. The record is from RefSeq and is a predicted model, not a curated record. Gene Ontology annotation, molecular function: acyl-CoA dehydrogenase activity; heme binding; flavin adenine dinucleotide binding. The transcript has 5 exons. Lineage: Eukaryota; Fungi; Ascomycota; Leotiomycetes; Helotiales; Helotiaceae. The coding region runs from base 1 to 1539 and encodes 512 amino acids.